AUGGACAGAAGGAUUCACUACAACACCACUAUGCGGUUCGACUUCAACACGAUGCAGCUGAUCUUCUACUGCGAGGCCUUGGACAUCGGGACCGGCACGUCCGACAACUCCGGUAAACGCGAGAGUCGCCAGGGGGCAGCAGAGCACGCGAUCGAACACCUGCUUAAACGGCUGAGGGAAAACGGUGACUUUGAGAAGUUGAAGCACCUGCUAACGGAGGUGAGAGUAGAAGACGACUCCCGUACUGACACCUACAACAGACUGGCCAGGCACGUGGCAGAGUCAGGGCUGACCUUCCGGGCUGAGGUGCCGAAGGACGGAAACUGCAUGUUUCAUGCCGUGUCUGAUCAACUCUUCCGUACAGAGGGGAGACGAAUUAGCCACGGGGAGCUGCGCAAGCAAGUUGUUGACUUCUUGAGGCAGAAUCCACAUAAUGCCAAUGGUGACCAUCUCAGUGACUUCGUCCCAGAUCAAAACUGGGAAAGCUACCUGGACACCAUGUCACAUGAUGGGACGUGGGGAGACCACAUCGUCCUACAGGCCAUGGCGGACAUGUUUGGUCAUGACGUCAGCAUCGUGUCCAGUGUAGAGGCGGAGAACUACGUCACCAUCCUGACACCAAGUACCGGGACUGUGGGCAGGAGAGAACCUCCUCUGUUACUGGGGCAUUAUGCCGAGAACCACUAUGCAAGUCUUGGUUCUGCUGGGUCAUGA
Messenger RNA from Branchiostoma floridae (Florida lancelet), 714 nucleotides. RefSeq names its product OTU domain-containing protein DDB_G0284757-like. Lineage: Eukaryota; Metazoa; Chordata; Leptocardii; Amphioxiformes; Branchiostomatidae. The record is from RefSeq and is a predicted model, not a curated record. Bases 1 to 714 code for a protein of 237 amino acids. Gene Ontology annotation, biological process: protein deubiquitination. Gene Ontology annotation, molecular function: cysteine-type deubiquitinase activity. The transcript has 4 exons.